This is a messenger RNA of Galendromus occidentalis (western predatory mite), 2203 nucleotides long. Its product is annotated as stearoyl-CoA desaturase 5. The coding region runs from base 191 to 1294 and encodes 367 amino acids. The record is from RefSeq and is a predicted model, not a curated record. Gene Ontology annotation, biological process: unsaturated fatty acid biosynthetic process. Gene Ontology annotation, cellular component: endoplasmic reticulum membrane. The transcript has 11 exons. Gene Ontology annotation, molecular function: iron ion binding; stearoyl-CoA 9-desaturase activity. Lineage: Eukaryota; Metazoa; Arthropoda; Arachnida; Mesostigmata; Phytoseiidae.
GUAUAGCUGCUAGUCGGUAUUGUCAGUCAUAAAAUUCAAGUUCCCAAGGAGGUUCGAGCCCGGAGGUCACUCGAUAAGCAACGGAGUGCCCGGAUCCCUUCAAAUUGGCUUUUACAAAUUGUGGAUUCCCGUUCAUAUUCGUAGCUCCCUGGUGUGAUUCGGAUAUUAGGAUUUCUCAUCGGAGUGCGACAUGGCUCAGAGAGUCAGGACGAAGACGGUCCAAGAGGAGAGCUUCCCGGAAAAGACUCUGAAAUACUCAGCAGUGAAAUCCUCCUCACCGCACGACAUGGACGAAAUAGAGGCCCAGAAGAUGGGGGAGCGCGUGGAGUACAUGCUCCGAGAGGGUCUGGAGAAGCUCGAAGAGUUGUGGGCCUCGACCGGCAUCACGACAGCGAAGCUCAGGGAUCUGCUAUUCAUAAACAUCUUGAAGGUCGGCCUGCUUCACGCGUGUGCAUUAUACGGAAUCCUGUACCUCCCGUACAUGAAAUGGCAAACGGCAGCAUGGACUUUCUACUACCUGUGUGUUUCGGGUUUGUCAGUAACAGCCGGAGCUCAUCGACUCUGGUGCCACAGGUCAUACAAAGCGAAGUUGCCGCUGAGGAUCUUCCUCAUGCUGGCUAAUUGCUGUGUUGCUCAAAAUGAUCUCUAUGAUUGGGUGCGGGAUCACCGUGUACAUCACAAGUUCUCGGAUACCGACGCGGAUCCUCACAACAUAACUCGCGGCCUUUUCUUCUCGCACGUCGGGUGGCUUUUCAUCAAAAAGCAUCCAGAGGUGACCGCAAAAGGCUCCAAGAUCGAUUGCGAUGAUGUCCGCAACGACCCGGUCGUAGCUUUCCAAAUCAGGUAUUACAUUCUUCUCACCUUGGCAUUCGCUUUCGUGAUCCCAACCGUGGUUCCCGUCUACUUCUGGGGCGAGUCCCUUGCUACUGCUUUCUUCGUGUCCACCAUGCUGCGACUCGUCGUGCAACUGAACGUCACGUGGUCCGUAAACUCAUUCGCUCACUACUUCGGAGACAAGCCCUUCGAUGAUUCGAUCUGGCCGACGGAGACCAAAUUCGUGGCCUUCGCAGCCGCCGGAGAGGGAUGGCAUAACUAUCAUCAUACGUUCCCCCACGACUACGCGUGCUCCGAGCUCGGAUGGUAUUUGAACGCCACCAAGAUGUUCAUCGACACGAUGUGGUUAUUCGGUCAAGCCUAUGACUGCAAACAGGUCACGCAAGAAACCAUGGACUCCGUCAAGCAUCGCAGUGGAGACGGCACUCGCAGGAACGAGAGCCCUCCCUUCGCGUACUAAAACAGGACGGAGCUGAACCUCAGGACGCUACAGGGUCUCACGCUCAAAAACUUCACGUAAUAUCCACGUCUAAUCUUCCAUGUGGUGUCUGGGCACCUAACGCUGUGUGUGGCUGACGGGGGGAAUUUCGUGACCGAAUCUUCGUGAAAUUUGAUUUCUGUGGCACUCUCUGUGGUUCUCGUCCGCUUAGUCAAUUCUUAGUCCGUCGUAUUGUUUUGUAACUCUCCGUUGUGCUGGCAUGUCGUCGAAGUGAAUUAUUUAAAGACUUCUAUCACUCUUCCGGUUGUUUCAGAAGAGCGUUGUUCAAUUUAUAGAAAUGAACUCGUCGUACUCGAGUCAGAUUUACAGCUUUCUAGGGAAAUCCGAGUCGCAGGGGAGCGACUCGUUCCUCGAUUUUCCGAGUGGCGCCGAUCACGAGUCGAUCCGUUCAAUGAGUCACAGCAAGUCGGACGAUUAUUCUCUAGCCGCCGAUUUAAGACUGAUUCUCGAGGCGCACAACGAACGAUGUACGAGAAAGAGGUCUCGUCGAGAAUAUCGCCGACCAGCCCUUUUUUCGACCCUGUCGAUCCCUGGGAAAUCUAAGAUGAGCUCGCGAUAUCCACACAUGUGCGAGGGCGGUUGCCCGCCCUUCUCGACGAUUAGAAUUCGAUCAGUUCUGGAAAGAGAAGGGGGGACGAAUCGCAAUUCGCGUUCCGAGGCAUUACAUGACUGCGCUCACUCAUGUCAACAUCGAGCGGGAGGGAAUCUUCGGAAUGCCUCUGCUCGUCGAGGAUCGAGUUACGCUGGACCGCAAAUCCCGUUUCCCGAUCGCGGAGGGUCACCCGGGGCUUCUCGUGACGCCCACACCUACGGAGGAGCUCAAACGCAGUUGGAUGCGCAGGAGGGUGACGCUGGAGAAUCAACGCUUAU